AUGGAUCUCAGAAGCUGCAGUGUGAGAGAUCCAAACGGUGGUCCUGGUUCGAUCCAUCUUCACCGCAUGGAUGCCGCAGCCCCAACAACGGCACUGUUAUCCUCCUCCUCCUCAUCCUCAUCAUCUCCACCAUCAUCUCCAAUGCGAGAGCUGGAUUCCUCUUCCCUGUCAACAUCCUUGAACGCCAUGUGUACGUCAGGGAAUCGCUCUCUGCAUGAAUGCCGCCAGUAUCUGUCAAACUGCGACUCAGCUGCCGGUGACAGUCCCGACAUCAAAAAGCUACGGCGAAAGAACGCCGCAUUGAACUUGAACCAGUCCCAGAUGUCCCUGGACCACCACUACGAGUACCCAUUCUCGGUCUCGUCGGUAGCGUCAAGUCCUCCGCCAUUAUCCCCGUCGCAUUCACCCAGCGCUCUAAGCGAGCAGCCUGAGAGCCUGGAUGGCUUCCUCCGUAUGGGCUAUCACCGCCAUAUAUCUCCAGUAGACCUGUGCUUACUUGCGGAUAUAGCCCCGGGGACCCCCGGCUCCGUAGACGAUCAUAUAUACCUCAAUCAGAACCCCCACAAGAUCCUGGAUACGUUCCGGGAUCGACUCGAGAGAUACCCGGACUCAGAUCCCAAACCAGUCCCACGCAAUCCCCCAGCAUCUGUCCACAGACACACAAAGCGAUACUCAGACUCGAUGCUCCUCAAUGUCAAGCAGCCCACCACAACCAUCAUCCAUCAAGGUACAUCGUUCGAGAUCCUCAAUCCCCAUGAAUCUCUCCACUUCGCUCGCAUCGUCUCGUACAUCGAAGACGUCGACAGCUUCUCCACAGGCCACAACAGGGACUCCUACAUCUCAUUCACCGAAGACACCGUGAUCAUCGAAUCGGACGCUUGGUCCUACGACCCGCCGCCACAACCCCGCACCCAAACCAACACGGAAGAAGCCUUUGAAGAAGAGAACCGAAAGUCCCAACUCGAUAUCGGCGACACCCAAGGUCUCCACCACCACCUCAUGCCCUCCAUCAACGAGCUCCUCGAAGAAACCACCCUCAACAUGACCCGCCACCUCGCCUCCAAACCCAGACAAUGCGCCAGUCCAGCCAACGAAAGCGAUCUCGGCGAGCCGGGAGACCCCAUCUACGACGAUAACCACCCCAUGAUCCCCCAGGAAGGUCUCUGGCAAUUCGAUAUCGGCAUAGACCCAGCCACCAAGCCCCCCUCAAACGAACAAUCCAUGACUCCACGAACCGAGAUCAAAAUCCACCGUCGUCCAACCCGGAGGUCAACCGCCAGUCGCAAGCGCAGGGGUCCCUUGCGGAGACUCUACGGGUUGUUUCGCAGGAAGGCCGGGAAGUAG
Molecule: messenger RNA, 1344 nt
Organism: Aspergillus bombycis
Lineage: Eukaryota; Fungi; Ascomycota; Eurotiomycetes; Eurotiales; Aspergillaceae
Product: oxidoreductase, short-chain dehydrogenase/reductase family
Exons: 2
Coding region: 1-1344 (447 amino acids)
Source: RefSeq, a predicted model, not a curated record